AUGUCAGGCGACGUGCGUGCUAAGGACAACAAGUCGUCGCUGAGCCAUCGCGCCCAGCAGAAGUUCAACGCAGGCAAGUACGAAGAAGCUGUGGAUGCACUCGAGAAGCUCGUGGAGGAGAUUGACCCGCGUCAGGACUUUAAGGUGCGUCACAAUGUGGCGCUCGCCCGGUUCGCAGCGGGGCUGGACACGCCCGGCAAGAUGCAGCUCGCACUCCAGCAGAUCCUGCGUACCCAAUUGCAGGAAAAUGACAAGAAACCAGCUCUAGCUACUGCUACAGCUGCUGUUGCUGGCAAUGAUGCGGUGAAUGGAGGAGACGCUGCUGUUGGUGUUGGUCUUGCUGCCGAGGACAGCGGGUCGUUCUCCAUUGAGCGAGAAAUGGCCUACUUGCGGUACAACUACGCGGCGGCCUUGUUCCUGUCCAAGCAGUACGCACAGGCAAGCUCGGUGCUCGAAGCAGUGAUGCGCAACGUGGACCCCAUCGAUGAGAAUGUGGCGAUGCACGCUAGUUUCCUGUACCUGGACGUCAUUUUACACAGCAGCAGGGGGUGUGUGAGCACAGAAAGAGAGCGCGCUGCAACGAGCAAGAAGGCGCAGAGCAUCUUGGCAUUCUUGGAGAAGCCGCAUCGGUUCAAUACGGUGCAGCAACCACCUGAUCAUCUGGUGCAGCGCGAUGCCAAUGGCAAUGUAGUCGAGACGGAGAUGCAGAAGAAGAACCAGUGGGACGUGACGGAGUUCCGCUUUCGGCUGCACCUGUAUCGCGCCAAGUCCAUGUUGCUUCAGAGCAACUUGAAGACAGCGAAGAAGGAAGUGAAGUCUGCACUGGAAAUCUUCCAGAAGGAAAUCAAGACGUAUGACAGGGGAGAUGCUGCCGCGACACCGUCAUCUCUGCUUGCUCUGGAGUCGGAAAAGACGAGCGCCGCUAUCGGGCAUCCGCGCCUCGUCGUGCAGAACUCUACAGCACUGUUUUUGAAGGCAAAUCUGGAAUAUUUAAAGAAGAACUACAAGAAAUGUAUAAAGCUUCUUGCAUCGUGUACACAGGAGGCCGUUAGUGAGAGUGUGUUGCUGAAUAACAUGGGCUGCAUCCACUUUCAAAUGGGGCAGCGAAAGGCUGCGCAGUCAUAUUUCGCCCGAGCACUGCAAGCGACAACAAAAGCUACGAAGAUGGAUGCAGUCGUCAUUGCGAGUUCGUGCCAAUACGAAAUCAUGUACAAUAAUGGCCUGCACCUGUUGCUGCAAGGCGAGUUUGCGCUGGCAUUCCGGUGCUUCCACGAGUCGUCGCGGCUGUUCUUCAACCGGCCCAAGCUGUGGCUCCGCCUCGGUGAGUGCUGUACUGCGGCAUUUGCGAAGGAGCAGAAACUGGCAGCUGUAGCCGGGAACACAAGUGGUUUGAUCCAGGGUAUCGUGGGCACCGGUUCACAUCGCCGCGUUCUGCUGCCCACUAGUUUGCCGUCUGCGGCAUCACAGGACAUCAAGCUUGCUGAAAUGAACGGCAACGGCAGUGGGCCUCGCGCGGCGUCGGCUGAUGCUAAUGAUGCGGAUGGCUCAGCUACGAUGAGUCUCCCGUUCGGUGCGAAGUGCUUUAAGAAUGUGGUCUUGCUCUGCAACCAACUUUUGGAUUCCAGAAGCGUGAACGGGAACACCACCACCCCAGUGGGUGGUGCUGACGGACCAGAUAGCGACACUCUCGACGCAGAGGCUCUCAACGUGCUUCGCCAGAAAGCGCUUGUUAACCUGUCGUAUGUCUACCUGUCGAUGUACGAACCUCAGCUUGCCAUUGCAAGUGCGAAAGAGUUGCUGGCGCUGCCUGCUUGCUCGAAGGCAAAUUGCUUCUUGGCGCGUUCGUACACUGCAGAGGCUCUGUGUAUGCUGUCUCGAGCAUCUGAGGCGACGGACACCUUGCAGUCAGAGCGAGACUUGAUUGCCAUGGCCGAAGAGUAUGCACGAGAAGCCAAAAUCCAGGUGUCACGAGCUCGAGCUGGUGUCCAUGUGAAUAACGCAACUGCGCUGUUGCUGCAGGGUCGCAACUCAGAAGCAGAGGAAAGCGUAACGCGGGCCGUGAGGGAAAACCCGAGUUGCCGCGAGUCGCUCGAGCUGUUAGUGUAUGUACUGCUGAAGAAGGGCGACACAAAGAAGGCACUUCGUGUACUAAAGGAGGCACAGGUAGCGCAGUAA
This is a messenger RNA of Hyaloperonospora brassicae, 2175 nucleotides long. NCBI's taxonomy places the organism in Eukaryota, Oomycota, Peronosporomycetes, Peronosporales, Peronosporaceae. The record is from the annotation of a GenBank genome assembly.